GUGUGGACGUCUAUGUAAGUGUGAGAGCAUCAUGGUGGCGUUUAAAGGAGUCUGGACUCAGCCCUUCUGGAAGGCCGUUUCGGCAGAAUUUUUGGCCAUGCUCAUUUUUGUCCUCCUCAGCCUUGGUUCCACAAUCAACUGGGGUGGAGCAGAGAAGCCCUUGCCUGUCGACAUGGUCCUUAUCUCCCUCUGCUUUGGACUCAGCAUUGCAACCAUGGUGCAGUGCUUUGGACACAUCAGUGGAGGCCACAUUAACCCUGCUGUGACCGUGGCAAUGGUUUGCACGAAGAAGAUCAGCCUCGCCAAGUCAGUCUUCUACAUUCUUGCCCAGUGCCUGGGAGCCAUCGUGGGCGCAGGCAUCCUUUAUCUCGUCACACCGCCAAGCGUGGUAGGAGGCCUGGGAGUCACUGCGGUACACAGGGAUCUUUCCGCUGGCCAUGGACUCCUGGUGGAGCUGAUAAUUACAUUUCAGCUGGUUUUUACUAUUUUUGCCAGCUGUGAUUCAAAACGAAGUGAUGUCACUGGUUCAGUAGCUUUAGCAAUUGGAUUUUCUGUUGCAAUUGGACACUUAUUUGCUAUCAAUUACACCGGUGCCAGUAUGAACCCGGCUCGAUCAUUUGGACCUGCCGUCAUUAUGGGGAGAUGGGAAAACCAAUGGGUAUAUUGGGUGGGACCAAUAAUAGGAGCAGUCCUUGCUGGUGCUCUUUAUGAAUAUGUCUAUUGCCCAGACGUUGAACUCAAGCGCCGUUUUAAAGAUGUCUUCAGUAAGGCUACCCAGCCGUCCAAAGGGAAGUACGUCGAGGUGGACGAUAACAGGAGCCAUGUAGAGACCGAUGACCUGAUCCUGAAGCCUGGCAUAGUUCAUGUGAUUGAUAUCGACCGGGGUGAGGACAAGAAGGGAAGAGAUCCAUCCAGUGAGGUGUUGUCUUCUGUAUGACUAGCAAGAAGCACUGAAAGCAGAGAGCAGCCUGCUAGCACGUCCACAGAUAUCCUUCCACCUAUUAAAGAAACAGAUCUCCUCUAGACUGAGCAUCUACCAUUUCUUAGAAGGUAUGGUGUGGGCAGCUGCAUGGUAGCAGUGUCACCGAACCAUACGCCUGCUCAGUUGGAAGAUUAGGACUUUGCUAUAAUUAGGAUUCCCCAUCUACUAUUCCAAAUUAAGAGUUGUGCCUAGUAUUCUCCUUUCCUUCUUUCUGGAACAACCCCAAAGUAAAAAAAAAAAAAAAAAAAGAGAUUAAAGCAUUCUCCUUUAAUAAAUCAGUCAAUAAUGAGGUAAAAAUAGAGAUGUUUAACAUUCAUAUUGACAGUUAAGACUUAUCAGGAAAUGCCUAUAGACAUGAAGACCUACUUAUCAGAUUGUUCUUCUGACACUUAAUUGGCUGUUGUCAGCUCAGAUUAGAACAGCCUAUCCAUUAAGCUUUCUCUGAGAGGUUCAGGGACAGCACCAACAGUAUUUAAGAGUUUUAUCCACAGUCAAGCAAAGGAGUAUUGUUUUCACUCAUGUACAUCACUAUUGCCUUGCAAACUACCUCUGAAAAAAUAAUUUAAUGCGUUUAAAAAAAAAUAAAAUUCUAUCGACCCAUCAGAUUUCACUCAUGUGAUUUGCAGUAUAACUAUAUUACCUUCAUCCCUUCCUGAGAGUAAAUACGCUCAAAUUGAAUCUCGAAGCCUACUGUAAUAAGGCUGCAAAGCAUUUGACUGUACUUCAUGCUCCCUCUUGUCAUCGUCUAUCUAGUGAAACAUUCUCCUGGGGUUUGACUAUUGACCAUUUAGUGUUAGCAGACUCUCAAGGUCAUGCAAAGAAUAAAAAAGGCUUUCCUGUUACUUAAUAACUCAAAUAAGAGAUAUCAGAAGAAAAGAAGGCAUAUCUGUUUUCAGUGCACUUGUUCAAAUACAUAUUUCUGUGCCAAUUUAUGUAAACUAAAGGUUUGAAUUACUUACCUACUUUCUUACA
This is a messenger RNA of Phaethon lepturus (White-tailed tropicbird), 1954 nucleotides long. It is a transcript of the gene AQP4, whose product is annotated as aquaporin 4. The coding region runs from base 32 to 937 and encodes 301 amino acids. Gene Ontology annotation, cellular component: basolateral plasma membrane; plasma membrane. The transcript is spliced from 4 exons. The record is from RefSeq and is a predicted model, not a curated record. Lineage: Eukaryota; Metazoa; Chordata; Aves; Phaethontiformes; Phaethontidae. Gene Ontology annotation, molecular function: water channel activity. Gene Ontology annotation, biological process: transmembrane transport.